Saccostrea cuccullata (small rock oyster) is the source of this 1524-nucleotide messenger RNA. Its product is annotated as zinc finger HIT domain-containing protein 2-like. The transcript is spliced from 11 exons. The coding region runs from base 88 to 1230 and encodes 380 amino acids. NCBI's taxonomy places the organism in Eukaryota, Metazoa, Mollusca, Bivalvia, Ostreida, Ostreidae. The record is from RefSeq and is a predicted model, not a curated record.
CGCUUUGAUUUCUCGUCCUGGAAUGUUGUCGUUGACGGUUGAGGAUCGUUUUCUGAACGUUUUUAAAUAGUAAUAGUAUUUUCAAAGAUGGAGAGAAAGAGUAUGUGUGAAAUAUGCAAGAAAGAUGAAGUGAAGUACACAUGCCCUCGCUGUAAUGUCAGAUACUGUGGACUGACGUGUUACAGAGAUGAACUACACACGGAUUGCUCCGAGGCUUUCUAUAAAGACUGCUGUAUGGAGGCUUUAGAGAAUGAGGAUGUAAGCUCUGAAGAAAAACAAAAAAUGUUGGAAAUGCUUGACCGAUUAGAAAAAGAAGAUGCAGAUAAUGAAUUGGAGGUGGAGGAGUGUGAGGAACUCUCUGAGCGCCUGACAGGACUUAAUUUAGAUACAGACACAGACCAGAUCUGGAACAGACUGACUGACCAAGAGAAGGCACAGUUCAAUAAAAUGGUCAAGGAUGGUCACCUUGGUAACCUUGUGGAAAUUUGGACUCCAUGGUGGAAUGUCAAGGAGGAGAAGAUAAGUGAAGUAGACAGUGUUAAGGAAACUCAAAUUCCAGCAGUGAUACAGAAAAUACCAGACAUCUCUAAACUACUUACGAAAUCCAAGCCAUCAGCUGACAUCAGGAACAACAUAGUGAAUGUCCUGUAUGCCUAUGUGUUUGUCUGUCGCCUGUAUAACGGUACACACUGGGACUGCCCGCAGGAAGCCGCUCUCAAACUGGUGAAUGCCAGUGAUGUGCUGACCAAUAAUUCUGUCUGUAGUAGUCCUAGUGAAGCAGUACAGCUCUGUAUGGCUAAUAGGGAAUGUCAGCAAUCCCAGGAUUUUUUGAUCGGUCUGGUGGACGAUGUUGUCAAGAUUCUACAAGGUCCAGGUGGAGGGGAGGAUCAAAGAUUUGUUAUGGCGGCCAUUUCAGAUAUCUUAAAGCUUCUAAAGAAAUGUCACAGUCAGUACAAGAAAGAUAUCAAGCUAUCUAGGGCGGCCUCCUCUGAUACCGGGGAGGAGAAGCAGCUACUGUACCGGGGGAUAAAGAAGGUGGAGUUCUACCUGGCCUGGUGCCAGAAAUGUGGAAUGGCCCUUCUGUCUGUCUUGCCAGAGCUCAGGCUAGAAUACAGUCGCCUCAUUGAGGAGUUAGAAGAAACCAAUCAGGUCAAAGAGAGCGUCACGAGGAACCUAACAGAGUUGCGUCCCCCUCCCACAGGGAGUAAAUUGAUAGAGGAGCUGACAUAGUCAUUCAGAUAGAGAGAUAAAGACAUUGGAGGAACUCAUGCAAUCCUCAGUACUUUAUCCCACACAUGGAGUCAAAACAAAAUUCCUAGUGCUCCAGCUUAUGAACAUAGAUUCCUCUUAACUUUGCAUUCAAGGAAGGGAAAAUAACUAAUGCAAAAGGAUGGCAUGUUAUUAUUUUGACUCUGUAUUGAAGUGCAUUUGAUUCUCCUACCAAACAUUAUUUUGGCUCUAUUGAAAUGCAUCAAAUUCUCUUACAGAGCAUAAAUAAACUAUUAUUUGUUACAGGAAGAAAGU